Messenger RNA from Caenorhabditis angaria, 1239 nucleotides. The record is from the annotation of a GenBank genome assembly. Lineage: Eukaryota; Metazoa; Nematoda; Chromadorea; Rhabditida; Rhabditidae.
AUGCAACAAAUUGCCUGUUCAAUUCCACAAAAUUCGAUUUUUAGCUAUGCACUUUCAGAAAAAGAUUAUCAAUUUCAAACAUACUCGAAUUUGGUAUAUUUGAAAGAGGCACUGAAAUGGAGUUCAGAUAAACGUAAGUUUAUUUUGCUGAAUUUUUUUUCUAGAAAAAGUCCUUUUUGAGAUAACACUGAAUCAACUUGUGAUGUUUAUAACAAAUAUCUGAAAAAUUUGAAAAACUCAACGAGUCGGCAAGAUUUUGAUCGCAUUGAAAUAAUUAUGUAUUUUCCGAAAUUUUCUGAUUGUGAGGGAAAUAUUCUCGAGUUUAAAAAACUCAACUUCCGUGCGCAACUCAAUUUGGUUGGAUCUGGUUAUAUUGGAACACCUGGCUUCAAAUUUCUCAAUUUUUCGGAAUUUUCGAAAAUUAAUUAUACUUUGGAAGCAACGAAUGAGCUCAAAGAUGCGACUACGUUUUUGUGAGUUUUAUUUUUUGUUGUGAGGAAUUUAACAUUUUGAAAAUUUCAUUCCCAAAAAUUUAGAUUUCGAAAUUUUAUGAUCUACGAAAAAUAUGCAUAAGAGAAAUUUAGGAUUUUGCUAACUUUCGCUCUGCAAAAUUGUUAUAACCUUAAAAUUUUCAGUGUCAACGAUAUUCUCGAAAUUCCACCGGACAAACCUUCAAUAUUUGAUCUCGAAAUUUUUCUAUCCGCAAUAACUGGUUUCUUAUUUUCAAUACUUGUAGCAGUUUUAAUAUUUUUGAUGAUUUGGUCUAAUUUUUUGCGAGAAAAGAAACAAAAAGCUCCAACUCCAGAUGCAAAACCGAUUCUCUCGAAUAUAAAAACCAUAUAUUUUCAAGAUGAUGAUUUGGGAACUGAAGUAACAGUAACAAUUCCGAAUGAGACAAAAAAAGAAUCGGAAAACAAAAAAGAUGCGGGAAAAGAAAAAGAAGCGAAAAAAUCAACUAAAACAUUAGUGUCAGAAAAAGUCAAAACAUCUGCAAACUUUGAUGAUACUUAUGCAGUUCCAGAUAAAAAAUCAGCCCCAAAAACCCCCAGCAAAAAAGAAUCAAGUGGAAAUUUUGAUGAUACUUAUGCGGCAGCACCCUCAAAAACUACACCCAAAAAAUCGCCAGCGAAAAAAACUCGCGAUUCUGAUGAGUCGACAUCGAAAACACUUGCAACAACUCAAACAAAUACAAAUGUACAUGAUGAUGAUUUGGGUGAAAUUAGUGGAAAGAAAAAGUGA